This is a messenger RNA of Cherax quadricarinatus, 1886 nucleotides long. RefSeq names its product hydroxypyruvate isomerase-like protein Gip (gene Gip). The record is from RefSeq and is a predicted model, not a curated record. NCBI's taxonomy places the organism in Eukaryota, Metazoa, Arthropoda, Malacostraca, Decapoda, Parastacidae.
CUGUGAGGAGCAGCAGCAGGAUAAUACUGCACCACCUCUAGGGGCCCUUAACAACAACAACAACAGUUUGGUGUGGUCAUGGGUACCAACACAUGGUGUGUGAUUCUCUUAUACUUUAUCCAUUUAUCUGCGAUGCAGAUUACAUGGUUUCAGUGAGAGCAAUGAAAGUCGCUGCCAACUUGUCGUUCAUGUUCGUGGAGGCCGGUGGACUGGUGGGUCGCUAUAGGGCUGCCAGGGAGGCAGGAUUCUUAGCUGUUGAAUGUGCUUUCCCUUAUACUGUGCCUCAGGAGGACAUAGCAGCUGUACUCAAAGAACAAGGCCUUAAACAAGUUCUCAUCAACUCCGAUCCUGGUGAUACUCAAGCUGGAGAAUUGGGGUUUGCUGCUGCUCCAGGAAAAGAGACACGCUUCAGGGAUAGUCUCGAAAAAUCAAUAUCAUAUGCAAAGGCUCUUGGCUGUAGCAAGCUUCACAUAAUGUCAGGUCGACGAUGCGAAACCUAUGAUGAGAGUGCUCACAUUGCGACUCUCGAGGCCAACUUGAGGUAUGCUGUGAGUCGUCUUGCUCAGGAAAGCAUCACUGGCCUUAUUGAACCCAUCAACCCAAUAUCCAUCCCAGGCUACUUCCUCAACAACUAUGAUACCGCUGUCUCUCUCAUAGAGAAAAUCAACUCUCCCAACCUCCGACUUCAGCUAGACAUCUUCCACCUCCAGAUGAUUUGUGGCAACGUAGCUAACAACAUUACGAAACUUAUGCCACUUACAGGUCACGUGCAGGUUGCUCAAGCUCCUCACCGACACGAACCUUCGUGUCCUGGAGAGUUGGACUAUGUAUUCAUUUUCAACAAAUUACGGGAAGCUGGAUACAGUGAUUAUGUUGGUGCUGAAUAUUCACCUUCGACUAGCUCCAGUGGUUCCCUCCAGUGGAUACAUCAAUGUGGUCUUCAGUUCUAAAAUCAACAACAACAACAACAAAGGACUUUGGAAGAAUCUGUGUGAUCACAAUGCAACAACAUUGUCUGGGUGACUAUGAAGAAACCUUCAAUCAAAUUUACCAACUUAACAACUUCCUGGAGUGAUGAAUGUGCAAUUUACCUUGAAACCUUCAAUGAAUUAUUUAGGAUGCCUCGGUGGGAGACGGCCGACUUGUUGAAAAAAAAAAAAAAUAAAUAAAUAAGAAAUUCAAGUCAAUGCUUCUGCUACAGUGUGCAGUGGCAAGAUUACAUACCUCAUAAAAUACAGAAAACCACACAUCAAACAUUGGAUUAAUCCCACACAAUUUGCAUUUCAAGUGUCCCCUGCCUGAUCAACAGAACUUUGGGAUCCAGAAAUCUGUAGGUUCCUUACAUCUGUUAUUUUUCGAUAGCCAGGACACAUUUUAAAUAUUUUUUUUUUUUUAAAGCAAGAGCCAUCUUCCACUGAGGCAGGGUGACCCAAAAAAGAAGUCCUUCUUUUUACAUUUAGUAAUUUAUACAGGUGUUACUAAAACCUUGCUCCUGGCUCUAUAGUGUCCUUUUACAACAUGCCUGGCUGACAAGAAUAAUUCUCCACUUCCACAUAAUGACUAUGACAUCUGUACAUAAAAAACCUAAAAAUGCCCAGUCGUAGGAAUGUAAGGGAACUUCUAGUCACACAGUUGGAUCAUGAUCAGUGACACUAAAAGCACAGCAGCUAACCUAUUAUUAUAUUAACAAAUGUGCUAAAACUUUUCUGUUUGGGUCAUACAAUGCUUUUACCUUACUAGACACUAGUUGCCCAUCAUUAUUAUCUUGUAAUAUGUCUGCUUUCAAAGAUAUUUAUAUAAAUGCUCAGCCAAUGUAAUGCUCAAGUUAUAAAUAUUUUGGAAAAUGUCAUUUACCACUGUAAUUCAGUUAUAAAUCAGAAGAAUGA